GCUCCCGCCCACUCCCCGGAACCGGUGGCGGAGCUCCGGCCGCGGGCAGUGGAGCAGCGACGGCGUCGCGGAGCCGCCGGGAUGAGCGCCUCCCGCCGCCCCGCGUCCUGGGCCCGGCCCUUCUGACAGAGAAGAUUCUGGAAUCCCCUGCUGUGCACCCACUAAACAGAACCCGGUCCCAGCGCGCCAGGACCUCCGGGUCCCCGAAUCGAGAGAGAAACGACGCUUCCAGUCGAGUGUGGCGGAGACUCAGGAGUUUGGCUCCGAGUCCCAUGAUUGUAGAACUGGAAAUCUUUCAAGAUUAUCUCACCCGAAAUCUCAUCUUACCGAGACUUCGGGCUCUCGGAGGCUAUUCCACGUCUACUUUUGAGGAUCCUCUCACCAUACUCAGUGUAAAAUAACACCUUAAUGAUCAUCCUCUGCAGGGCAGGAGUGAGAAGAUUGCAGUUACAUUACAAUCAUGGUGCAGAAAUACCAGUCCCCCGUGAGGGUGUACAAACACCCCUUUGAGUUAAUUAUGGCCGCCUACGAAAGGAGGUUUCCCACGUGCCCGCUGAUCCCGAUGUUUGUGGACAGUGACACUGUGAAUGAGUUCAGGAGCGAGGACGGGGCCAUUCACAUCAUAGAGAGACGCUGCAAACUGGACAUAGACGCCCCCCGGCUGCUGAAAAAGAUCGCGGGCGUUGACUACGUGUAUUUCGUCCAGAAAAACUCACUGAACUCCCGGGAGCGCACUCUGCACAUUGAGGCCCACAACGAGACGUUCGCCAACCGGGUCAUCAUUAAGGAGCACUGCUGCUACACCGUUCACCCUGAAAAUGAAGAUUGGACCUGUUUUGAACAGUCUGCAAGUUUAGAUAUUAAGUCUUUCUUUGGUUUUGAAAGUACAGUGGAGAAAAUUGCAAUGAAACAAUAUACCAGCAACAUUAAAAAGGGAAAGGAAAUAAUCGAGUACUACCUUCACCAGCUGGAGGAGGAGGGCAUCACCUUCGUGCCCCGCUGGACGCCGCCGCCCCUGGCGCCCUCGGCGGAGACGGCCGCGUCGUGCAGGAAACGAGCAGCAUCACUGGCCUCGGUGGCCCCAGAGGCUGCGCAGAAGGAAGGGCUGAGCAGCGAGGCCCUCAGCAGCCCGAGCGGGGCCUCUGAGCCCGCCGCGGGGACCCCCGACGACAAGCUGGACGCAGACUACAUCAAGAGGUAUCUGGGCGACCUGACUCCGCUGCAGGAGAGCUGCCUGAUCCGGCUGCGCCAGUGGCUCCAGGAAACCCACAAGGGCAAGAUCCCCAAAGAUGAGCAUAUUCUCCGGUUCUUACGCGCCCGGGACUUCAAUAUCGACAAAGCCAGAGAGAUCAUGUGUCAGUCGCUGACCUGGCGCAAGCAGCACCAGGUGGACUACAUCCUCGAAACCUGGAACCCCCCCCAGGUCCUGCAGGACUACUACGCGGGUGGCUGGCACCACCACGACAAAGACGGGCGGCCCCUCUACGUGCUCAGGCUGGGACAGAUGGACACCAAAGGCCUGGUGAGGGCCCUCGGGGAGGAGGCCCUGCUCAGAUACGUCCUGUCCAUCAACGAGGAAGGGCUGAGACGCUGUGAAGAAAACACCAAGGUCUUCGGCCGGCCCAUCAGCUCGUGGACCUGCCUGGUGGACCUGGAGGGACUGAACAUGCGCCACCUGUGGAGGCCCGGCGUCAAGGCCCUGCUGCGCAUCAUCGAGGUGGUGGAGGCCAACUACCCCGAGACGCUGGGCCGCCUGCUGAUCCUGCGGGCUCCCCGCGUGUUUCCUGUCCUCUGGACGCUGGUCAGCCCGUUCAUCGACGACAACACCAGGAGGAAGUUCCUCAUUUACGCGGGGAACGACUACCAGGGCCCCGGCGGCCUGCUGGACUACAUCGACAGGGAGGUCAUCCCCGACUUCCUGGGGGGAGAGUGCAUGUGUGAAGUGCCGGAGGGCGGGCUGGUCCCCAAGUCCCUGUACCGGACUGCGGAGGAGCUGGAGAACGAGGACCUCAAGCUCUGGACCGAGACCAUCUACCAGUCCGCCAGCGUCUUCAAAGGAGCCCCGCACGAGAUCCUCGUUCAGAUCGUGGAUGCCUCUUCAGUGAUCACGUGGGAUUUUGACGUGUGCAAAGGGGACAUUGUCUUCAACAUCUACCACUCCAAGAGGUCACCACAGCCGCCCAAGAAGGACUCCCUGGGGGCGCACAGCAUCACGUCUCCUGGGGGGAACAACGUGCAGCUGAUCGACAGGGCCUGGCAGCUGGGCCGGGACUACAGCAUGGUGGAGUCGCCGCUCAUCUGCAGAGAAGGGGAGAGUGUGCAGGGCUCCCACGUGACCCGGUGGCCGGGCUUCUACAUCCUGCAGUGGAAAUUCCACAGCAUGCCCGCGUGCGCCGCCACCAACCUGCCCCGCGUGGACGACGUGCUGGCCUCCCUGCAGGUCUCCUCCCACAAGUGUAAAGUGAUGUACUACACCGAGGUGAUCGGCUCCGAGGACUUCAGAGGCUCCAUGACCAGCCUGGAGUCCAGCCACAGCGGGUUCUCCCAGCUGAGCGCCGCCACCACCUCCUCCAGCCAGUCCCACUCCAGCUCCAUGGCUUCCAGAUGGCGACUUUGCUGACAGCUGCCAAGAAAACACUCCAGUCACCAGUGCACAUCAGCCCAGGGAUGGUGGUAGAGCUGUCUGACUCACACACACCCCCCGCCCCCCAGUCUGAGGGUGUGUGCUUUUUAAGUUGGUUGGGAAGCGGCACGGCUCACCCAGAGAGUUGAAGGCGUUUGUAGGGGUCGGGCACAGACGCGCACGUGCCUCGCCCGGCUCCAUGACGCGGUCCCGUCUCCCCGUGCCCUGCGCUCCCACGCUGCUGUCCCCCUGCCUGCCCCAGCGCUAACCAUUUCGUUUCCACUUUCCUCCCUAAAUGCAUUGUCUGCAUAUCACCUUCUGUAAAUGUUUUGUAAACCUAUUACCUCACUCUUGGUAAUACAAUACUGCUAGUCUUUACAAGAUUUUUUAUUGUUACCGAUAAUAAAUGUGAGCUGUUUAAAGAAAGUGUCUUCCUCUUACUGUGACGUCUCCUGGGAGAGCCUGUCCUUAACCCUUUGCACUCGCUUGCUUUUUUCUCGAUUCCUUUAUUCUACUCGGGAUUUAAUUUUUUAAAUACCCCAGAUUUUACAAAGCGCGGCAGUAGAAUAAAAAACUGGAGUUUCUUUUCAUACAAACUUAUUUAUUUGGAUUUUUUUAUAUUUCAAAUUAUUGAUACAUUCAAAGAGUAAUUUUAAUCUCUAUAAUUUUUCAUGGUGUGAUAUUUUUUGAAACAUUCCCCCACGUGAAGACCUGGUUUACAUUCACAUGUUUCGCAAAUAUAAAUCGUCUCUCUUCCUCCUUUGAUUUUUCUGUUAGAACAAACAACACAAUCUUUGUGUGUUUUGUUAGGGUGAGGUGUGAUUAUAUGGAGCUUUCCAUCCAAACGUUGCUCUAAGUUAGUGGGUAAUAAUCUGCCCCUGGAAGUUAGUGUACCAUCUCUGAAUUCUCCAACAAGAUCAUGUACUAGUUUCCUAAUAAAUUUCACAUGCGUUA
Molecule: messenger RNA, 3577 nt
Organism: Eptesicus fuscus (big brown bat)
Lineage: Eukaryota; Metazoa; Chordata; Mammalia; Chiroptera; Vespertilionidae
Gene: SEC14L1
Product: SEC14 like lipid binding 1
Exons: 19
Coding region: 461-2620 (719 amino acids)
Biological process (GO): negative regulation of RIG-I signaling pathway
Cellular component (GO): cytosol; cytoplasm
Molecular function (GO): RIG-I binding
Source: RefSeq, a predicted model, not a curated record